This is a messenger RNA of Iphiclides podalirius (scarce swallowtail), 3045 nucleotides long. Lineage: Eukaryota; Metazoa; Arthropoda; Insecta; Lepidoptera; Papilionidae. The record is from the annotation of a GenBank genome assembly.
AUGGCCUGCGAGGUCGCGAGUUGGAUUCCGAGCGCGGUGGCGGCGACACUGCGCGCCGAUCGCUCCGCGCUGCCGGUCAUCGACUGGCUGGGCGCGAUCCGCGACUCCACCGAGGAGUACGACCCCUUGGUGACCGUGCGCCCGCCCUCCCCGGAGUCCGACUCUGGCGAAUCGGAGUGCGCCUUCGACGAGAUCCUCUCCCACCUAGGGAAGGAGAUAUACAAGCUGGACGAGUACCAGAGGAACCUCGUGCCGGCGGAGGAGGUGUCGUUGAGCAUCCUCAACAUCUUCGACGAGUGCUUACAGGAUAUGGACACAGGCCGCGACAUGGGUGACAGUGAAGUGCGCAGUGACUGUGAAACUGUUGACCGGGCUGAGACCCCAAUUGAGGAAUCAGUGUGCAGUGCGCCCGUACCGAUGCCGAGGGCGGUAAUCGAACCCGCGCCCGACGCCUCGGACAGCGACUCUGAAAGCACGUGCUGGAGCUACAAGGACUGCGGGCCGGUGCCGACGUGCGGGCAGCGGUACGCGCCGCUGUGGUACCACUCGAGCGGGUUCCACAACUCGGACGAGAUCCUGCGGCGAGUGCUGACGCAGCACCACGCGGCGGUGUGCCGGCUAGAGUACGACACCGUCGGCGAGUUCGCUAGCGAGCGCCACGGCGUCUACUCAGCGGACAGGUGCGGCUCAGCCGGCUCAGUCGACGGUAUGACGCCGGACGCGGCGGACGACGGCUACGAGCCGGUGCGCGCGACCGACGAGAACAUCUACGAGGAGAUUGAGUACGGCUGCUACACCGACGAGGGGUGCUCUUGCGGCGGCAGCGCCCUCGAGAGCUGCUCCGUCAGCGCGUCCUCCGAGGGCGUCGGCCGCGAGAGCCCCCUCUACGCGAACCUGAGGGACCACGACGCCUACGCGGUGCCCCCCGACGUGAUCUACUGGAAGAACCUCCUAGCGGACCCGUUCUACAACGAGGAUGAAGAAGACGAGUGGAUCACCCCCGAGGAGUGCGCGGUGUACAGCCGCGAGCGCAGGCCGCCGCUGGUGAUACCGCGGAUCACGCAGUACCGCGCUCCCAGGCGCGAGAUCAGGCCGCAGAACUUCAGCGGGCAGGGGUACGAGGAAUCCGCAAAAGAAUGGAGCCCUGCGUCAGACCGUGGCAGCCACCUGGACCGAGGGUACGGCAAGGUCACAGCCGACAGUCCGCCCUUCGUGAGGAUCAACAAGAAAUUAGGUGGCUCCACGGAGAACCUGAUCGUGGCCAAUCUGCGCCCGAACCAUCUGCACCUGCCGGCGUCUUCCUCUGGCGACAGCCUGGACGUUGAGGUCAGGGAACGGGAGCCAGCAUAUGCCAGGAGCAGGAAGUCCAGGUCGAUGGUGGCGCACAAGCGGUCGCCUGUCCCGGCGCCGAGGAGGGUGCUUCCGCAGCCGGAGGCUUACGAGAGGACGGAAGCGGCGCAGACCGCCAGCCAAGUUGUGGACGAGAGGCUGCUGAAGCGGACGAAGUACUCUGAGAGCGGGAAGAAAAGCAAGAAGAACUGGACCGACUGCUACAUGGUGCUGACGAACACCGCGCUCUACUUCUACAAGGACCAGAGGACCUACCAGGCAACUAAGAUGCGCAAGCCGGGAACACCACCCAGUCCGACGGCGCCCCGAGCUGAGCUGAUACUUCCUCUGCGCAACGCUCACGUGCUGCCGUGCAUCCAGAGCCACACCAGAAGGUACAGCCGCUCCUUUAUGCUGACCGUUGGCUACGACACCUACCUGCUGCAGGACGAGACCGAUGAUAAGGCUAAAGGUCUUCUCAAGCUCAUACAGAACAUCAUAUACAAGCUGGGUCCGCCGACCCUGGACGAGUAUCCAGUGCCGCAGCAGAGCAGCAACACGGACCUCGAGAGCCUCGGCAGGACGCCACCAGCCGCCCGCCACACGCCGCGAAACAAGCACAAAGGUACGUCACCACACCACCACCACCACCACCACCACCCACAUCCCCCACAGACCGAACGUAUAAUCAAGAUCGCAUCAUCAGCUCGAAUGCAACGGACAAGUGCCCGCCCACUGUUCGCGCGCGUCGCACGUGCAGUAAGGCAUGAUGCGUCCAAAACUGUACGGACACCCCGCCGCGGGACUUUGAACCUUGUCGCCGUGCAAAUGGAACACGAAAUCGUGCACGUCGUCUCGGAGUUCUGGCACGCCGGCUCCGGGCCGAUGCCUGACAGGCCCAAGAAGAGCCCGACGCAGAAGCAGCACUCCAAGAUCAAACAGUUCUUCGGGUCGCACACCAAUCUAAAACCCGGUGGGAGUAGCAACGAGGAUCUCAGUGACUCCACUGAGGUCUCCACACAGAAAUCUCAAGUGACUAAAGUCCUGAGGAAAUUCUUCCCGAAGCGGCCCACGAUGGAGGACCUCGUGAAGAAGGGAAUCUACAAAGAUGAGCCAGUUUUCGGGCGCAAGCUGGAGGAGGUGUGCUCGGAGACCAGCCCCAGGGUCCCGGACUUCGUGCGGGCCUGCGUGAAGGAGAUAGAGAGCAGCGAGGAGAAUAUGUGCACGGAUGGAUUGUACCGAGCCAGUGGCAAUCUGAGCCAAGUGCAGAAGAUACGACUAGAGAUCGACCAGAAGAACCAGUCGGUGAUAGCGAACAACACGGACAUACACGUGCUGACCGGCGCCCUCAAGCUGUUCUUCCGCGAGCUGAAGGAACCGCUCAUACCCUGCACCAAGUUCGACAGGGUCCUCGCCGCUUGUUCAAUAAAGCCAAGGGAAGCGAGGAUCAAGGAGUUUAGGGAGAUCAUUCAAUCGCUGCCAGAAUGCAAUCGAGACACGCUUAAGUUCCUACUGGAGCAUCUGCUCAGGGUUACGCAGUACAGCGAGCGGAACAGGAUGCACACGGCGAACCUCGCGAUAGUGUUCGGGCCGACGCUACUUUGGGCGCCCGCCGAGCAGGCGCACAACAUCGCCAUCGACUGCAUCCAGCAGAACAACGUGGUGGACAUACUGCUCAACGACUACGACGACAUCUUCGAGCCCAAGAAGAAGGCG